This is a messenger RNA of Sphenostylis stenocarpa, 912 nucleotides long. Lineage: Eukaryota; Viridiplantae; Streptophyta; Magnoliopsida; Fabales; Fabaceae. The record is from the annotation of a GenBank genome assembly.
AUGUCCUUCAAACCCUCGCCGAUCAUGUCAACCUCAGUCCAAGCUCAGAGACAAGAAAUCAUCAACACUGCUCAAGGCAAACGGCAGACACCCAAACCCACUCAUUCAAAGCAACUGCACAGUGCGAGUACCUCUCAGUUUAGCCUUCCAGAAGGAUGGAUGGUGGAGGAAAGACCCCGUCCAUCUAACCCUGAUCACAUUGACAGGUAUUACUAUGAACCAUACACGGGAAGGAAGUUUCGUUCUUUGUUAUCUGUUCAGAGACAUCUUGCUGGAGAAACAGAAGGCACUGUUCCUGCUAGGAGAAAGAUAUCCAAAAAUAAAAACACUACUUUUGCUGAAUCCGGGGCAGGACAGCAGUUAAGUUCCGUGAGAACUGCUAAUUUCUUAUUAGAAGAUGCAUAUCCAACAAUACCCAAGUCCACACUGAAAUCAGGCACUGGAGAAAGAGAAGUUUUUGGUGGAAGUAGCCGAAAACCUGCUUAUAAACGCUCUUCAAAAGAAGAGCGCUUGAAAAAUAUUCAACUUGAGGAACCUGCGAAGCUGACUAUCAAAGGCCCUUCAAUGGUAGCUGAGAAAGAUGUAACCACUCCACGGUGGUUAAAAGACACCUAUCAACCCAAGUUGGUGAUCAAAGGUCCUAUAGUACCAGCAGAAAAAGAAAUAGCUCCAACCUGGUUGAGAACCUCUAAGCUAUACGAGAAACCCAUAAAGCGUGAUCUCCAGAAAACUAACAAAGGGAACAACAGCAAAAGCCCAGCACAUAACUUACCAGGACCACCUCCAGAGAAAGUAACUUGGGUUCCAUCUGAAUUUGGGGGCUUCUGGAAACCCUUUGUGGACGGUUCAGCUGUCAUGGAUUCUGACAAGCUGAAAUGGUCCGAAGCAUUUGUGUUAUCUACUCGACCAUAA